AAAGAUGACACAACUGAAUAAACCGCAAUGAAUCAUGUCCUUCCAAUCAAGAGGGGAUAUGUGGCUUAGCAGUUUUUAAUCUUUCGAAAGUGUGGAGCCUUAACCAAAAACGUCGCAACCCAUUCAAAAGGCAACCGCCGCAUAUAUAUAUCGACUCCUUUUGUGUUCUCUGAAUACUUAUACAUACAUUUGCUUCUUUUUAAGAUUUCUGUGUUUCUCCUCCAAAAAUACACUGAAGUCCAUUUGUAAUUUGUGCUUUUCAUGUGUAUUUUCGGCAACAUGGCUCGGAACUCGCUUAGUGCUCGCUUCGAACAAUCAGUCACUCUCGACGCUCUCCGAUCAUACAUUGCAGAGUUCCUCUCAACUUUCUUCUACGUGUUUGCUGUCUUGGGUUCUAUGAUGUCGUCGAGGAAGUUGAUGCCAGAUGCUGCAUCAGACCCUUCGAGUUUGGUGGUGGUCGCUGUAGCCAAUGCCUUCGCAUUGGCCUCAGCCGUGUUUAUUGCCGCCAAUAUCUCCGGCGGACACGUGAAUCCUGCGGUUACCUUCGGAAUGGCGGUUGGGGGACACAUUAGUGUCCCAACGGCUCUCUUCUACUGGAUUUCUCAGUUGCUGGCCUCUGUCAUUGCUUGUCUUGUCCUAAGAGUGACUAUUGUUGAGCAGCACGUUCCAACGUAUACAAUAGCAGAGGAAAUGACCGGGUUUGGAGCAUCCAUUUUGGAAGGUGUUCUAACAUUUGGAUUGGUGUACACUAUUUAUGCCGCUGGUGAUCCAAGACGUGGGCCUUUGGGUGCCAUGGGACCACUGGCAAUUGGGUUCAUUGCCGGAGCCAAUGUGCUUGCAACUGGGCCGUUCUCUGGUGGAUCCAUGAACCCGGCUUGUGCUUUCGCGUCCAGUGUGAUUGCUGGCAGUUUCAAGAACCAAGCGGUUUAUUGGGUCGGACCUUUGAUGGGUGCUGCCGUUGCUGGGCUUCUUUAUGACAAUGUGGUUUUCCCAACCCAAAGUGUAGAUCCUGUUAGGGGGGUUUCCGAGGGAGUUGGGGUUUAAUUGUAGAUGCUUAAAUUGUUGUGCAUUUGACUUGUGGUUUAUGGAUUUACUUUAUAUUCGGCUAAAAUUAGAUUGUUGUUGGAAAAACUUGGA
Molecule: messenger RNA, 1137 nt
Organism: Ziziphus jujuba (common jujube)
Lineage: Eukaryota; Viridiplantae; Streptophyta; Magnoliopsida; Rosales; Rhamnaceae
Product: probable aquaporin TIP5-1
Exons: 3
Coding region: 262-1044 (260 amino acids)
Biological process (GO): water transport; transmembrane transport
Cellular component (GO): membrane
Molecular function (GO): water channel activity
Source: RefSeq, a predicted model, not a curated record